Messenger RNA from Megalopta genalis, 6328 nucleotides. It is a transcript of the gene ush, whose product is annotated as Zinc finger protein ush. Gene Ontology annotation, biological process: cell differentiation; negative regulation of transcription by RNA polymerase II; positive regulation of transcription by RNA polymerase II. Gene Ontology annotation, molecular function: RNA polymerase II-specific DNA-binding transcription factor binding. Lineage: Eukaryota; Metazoa; Arthropoda; Insecta; Hymenoptera; Halictidae. Gene Ontology annotation, cellular component: nucleus. The record is from RefSeq and is a predicted model, not a curated record.
CCGCAGGAGCGAGCAUCUCGCUGCGGUUUCGUCUUACCCUCGACUCUUGAACGGUCUGUCGGAAAGCGGCCUACGCGAAUCGAGCCCAGAGAUCCGACCGGGAUCCAGCAGGGAUCUAUCCGCGACGUCCGGGGAUCUGCCUGGAUCCGCGCGCUCCUCGAAACGAACCGUUCCUCUUCCGCGAAGGACGCGGAGAGCCGCGGUAACUCGUUGGUCGGACGCGUGCCAACGAGUUCGGUUCGGCAGAAUCCGAGGCUAACGAAUUCGAUCUCGAGUCGAGCUCGAUCGCCGAACGUUGCUCGAAGCGAUAGCGAAGCUAUCGGAGAGGUGGCUGAAGCGAGUCGGCGACUCUGGCAACCGUUGUCCCGAGCGACCGACUACCCGAGCCUAGAAUCGGAUCCGGUUCCGAAAGUUUAACGAAGCUUCGCCUAUUAUAUCAGAAGUUGCGACCCGAUCGUCGCAAAGACGGUGAAAGUGCAAAGUGUGUGUGUGCGGCGUGGCGCGGCGAGGAAACGAGGACGGGGCGCGUCUCGAACUGGAAAUCGAACGUAUCGCGGAAAGCGAGAGGCUCGUUUCGUUUCGUUCUGUAAAAUAAAAGAAGAGUUCGACCCGCGGAACGGAAGCGAUCUCGGCGAUGGCGAAGCCAGCCGGCCGACCCGUUCCGAUAGCCCGCGAACUCGCUUCGGGGAAUCCGUUCGAGUAUUCGUGGCACGAAAGAAAAGCAUGAUCGCUCGCUGUUAUUUUCUGAAAUGGAGCACGAUUUGCAUGGCCAGCGAACGAUAGAGCACGGAUUGCUUCUGUUAUGGUUCGCGCGCUGUGCCGCGGCGUCCAGAACCGGCCAAGGUCUCUGCCCGUUCUACACCGAACUCGGUGGCUCUUUGUUAUCGCGCGCAAACAAUCGUCUACUCUUUCGACCUAGCCAAAACUGACUCGCGCGGAACCGUCGUCUUCGUGGAAAAGCGACGAUUCCGAAAGCGGCUGGAAAACUUGGAUCUUUCGAUCUGCCAAGGUCCGCGAGACCUUCGACCGUCGGAUCCAAAGACACCCAAAGGAAGAAUAGAGGAAGGAGAGAAGCGCGCGUCGGAUCGGUUGUUGCGAGCGCGGCCGCGAGAAAUUUCGGGGCGAGAAAGAUCGGCGCGGCGGUCCCGGGUUUUCGGACUCGUCGCGCGUGUGCAGGAUCGAUAAGAUGCCGAUCGCGCCGGCUUAUCGGCCGCUGGCCCGAUAAGAGUCGGCCCCCGGAGAGCUGUCGGCGCUGUCGGAGCUGCCGGGGCUGUCGGAGUUGUCGGAGCUGGCGGAGCGAGCGCGGGCCGACCGCGAUACGCGGAUUAUCCGCACGGCUCGUUUAUUCCCGCGUUCGCCGUUGCAACGACAACGACAACGACAACGACAACGACAACGACGGCAAUCGACCUAUCGAGCCGCCCGGUCGCCCCUGCUGGCUGCUUCCCGCUCGAAAUUAGGAUCGUUGCUGCCCUACCUCGACCCGGGACAAAGGGUCGACUGCUCCGGGCAGUGCCGGGGACUACUCGGGAACAAGUAGAUCGGGACUACUCCAACCAAAAGGUCGGAGCGCGUGGUCGUUGGUCACGCCCUGCGGAGCUGCGACGAGCGGACGAGCAUCGGUUAUCGGUUCGAGAACGCCGCGUGCCAUCUUCUUAGGCGCCUCGCCUCGCUUCGCCUCGUCUGGAAACUAUCGAGACCGUUUGCUCGCGAGUGCGGUGAAUUUCAACGUUUCCGGGAGUCGAACUCUCGGUCGCCGGUGUCGGAAGGAGAUCCGAUUGGUUCGAGGGCGAUGCGCGCGACUGGAUUGGACUUGCGAAAGAAACCGUGCGCGGGCUGGAAUCCUAAUUGCCGAUCCUAGCAUCUCGGAAGAUCGAAGAUAAACGAGAGAUCGGAGACCCGGCACUGUCGCCGAAAGAAGAAACAAAAGAACAGCGGAUCGACGAAAGAUCGACGAUCGACCGGUUCGGUCGCGGGAACGCUCGCGGAGCAACACCGGGGGCAAAUUGCAUUUCUAACGCCGCGCCUCCGCCAAUUAGAAUUGCCCCGCGAUGGAUCGCGUCACGCGGAGAUACUUAAUGAAUAUUGAUCGAUGAGAUCGAGAUAAGGAUAACGCGCGAUGGAAGUGUACGAGGGUAUCGCGUAAUUUGUCGGAUCCUAACGAGACGGACUCGCGCUGCGAUCGAUCGAAGUAAACGGAGCGAGCCGAGAAAAAGAUAGAAAGAUAAAGGCGAUAAAAAGAUUUUAGCUUCUCGAUCGAUCGCGCCGGAACGAGAGAACGGAUUAUUGCAGCGAUCGAUCGAGACCGUUAUCGUGGAUCUGGAGAGGGUGCGAACGAUCCGGAGACGAGCUUUCGGGAUUUAUCCGGCACGGAUACGUAUAAACGUGGAAACGUGGAUCGUGGAUCGUGGUUCGUGGAUAGUGGAUCGUGAAUCGUGAAUCGUGAAUCGAUCGAGAAAUCGAUGCGGUCGUGGUGCAGCCGACGCGGCUCGAUCGAAGCGGAUCGUAAUCGGGCCCCGCGAUCGCGAUCGCAAUCGCAAUCGCAAUCGCAGUCGCGAUCGACGAUACCGCCCGCCGCGGAGCUCGUGACGAUAACGUGACGCUGCUAUCUCGAUCUCCCGAACGUGAUCGAUUCGAUCGACGCGCCGGAUCGGGGCCACCUUGAAAACCGCGAGCGUGUCCAGAUUGACGGACCCGAAAUCCGCUGGCGCACGCUGCGAAAUCGAAGCGGAGCGAAGCGCAGGGCGGACAGUCCGACGAAAAUACGAUGUCGCGCGUUGCGCGUCGCGUGUCGCCGAUUCGGCCGAUUCGCGCGACUCCGGUUCGCGGAAACCAUCGGAUUCGACGAGCGAACAGGAGUCACGAUUGAGCCCGAACAGAGCCGGACGCGAUGAGCAUACUUCUGUGGAGACAGCGCAGGGCUAGCCAGCUCAGAGCGGAAACCACCCUCCCGCUGACAAGGGAGGACGAGGAAUGGAGCGACUCGGAGAGGACACCGUCGGUGAGCAGCGGCGUGGACGGCGGAGGAUCGGCGGUUUCCAGCCCGGUCGCGCCGGUCGUCGAGGAAGAAUCGAGCCUUCCGCCACCGCCGAGACUGAACCACCCUUCCUCGGUCUCGGUCUCGAUCGCGAAUUCGACCGCCGACGAUAUCAGACUGAGGCUCAGCGUGCUCUCCGAAGACGCGCGAAAGCGGCUGGCUAGUCUUACCGAAGAUAUCGAGGUUACCAGAAGCCUGAGAGACCGACAUGCUACCUCGAAGCCCGAUCAGACCCGAGAGUCGAGUCCCAAAGACGCGGACGAGGAGGCGAUGGUCGUGGUCAAGGAGGAGGAUUGUCAGCCGAGAUCGGCGUCGUCCUCGUCGUCCUCGAUCCGGCGGAGAGACUCCGUUUGCAGGAGAGACUCCGAGGACUCCUCGAGGCGAUCGAACGCGGACGAUCCGCCUUCGGAGAAGAAACCGAAGCUCGACGACGAAGGAACACCAAGACUGAGACUCAAUGCUAGUCUGGCGACGGAUCCCGCGCUUCGACCCGCCGCCGUUGCCGCGCUCACCGUCAAACCGGAGAAUACCUCGCCGCCAAACCCUGUCCCACCUUUGCCCGCCGGCUUGCAGAACGCGAUCGCCUCGGGCCGGCUGUUCGUGCUGCCAACGGACGGCAAGGAGACGAUCACGGUGGAGCCAGCCAGGCCCGCGCCCCUGAUCUGUCCACCCUGCGGCAUCCGUUUCAGUUCGGCCAGCACCCUCGAAGCUCACCGCACGUUCUACUGCGCGCAUCGUCCUCGACUGGAAGAGGAAACGACGAACGACGAGGACGAGGAGAAGACGAGCAAGUUCGAGGUCAGAAAGGCGUACGCGUGCCCGCACUGCUCUUACAGCGCGGACAAGAAAGUGUCCCUGAACAGACACAUGAGAAUGCACGCGGCGUCGCCGGCGCCAUCCACGGUGCAACCAGCCCCGACCGUCGCCGUCGCCGCGGCAGCGGCCGCCGCUGCGGCUGCCGCGGCCGCGGCCGCUGCCGCGGUCGCACCGGCGGCAGGCGCCGCGACCACCGCGAACGGCUCGUUGAACGAGGAAGCGGAGAGAUACUGUAGAAACUGCGACAUCAAGUUCAGCUCGCUCAAGACUUACAGGGCCCACAAGACCCACUAUUGCAGUACCAGGCACGUGGUGAAGGAUACGCCGCCGGCUAGCAGCGCGGCAUCCUCGUCGGUGAAGGCGUCGCCGCCGACGAGCGCGAGUCCCGGGGACUCGCCGCCGCCGCAGCCCUGCCUGGCACUGCCCACCAACCCCAUCCUUAUCGUACCGUACUCGCUUUUUCGGGGAGCUAGCGUGCUGGCUGCGCCGACCCUGCCUGCUCCCGACACCGCUUGCUUCCUCCUGCCAAAUGGUCACCUUCAGCCGAUGACGAGAGGCCUCGCCGCGACAGCGCCCAAUACCGUGGUGGAGCCUCCGCCGGUUCUCAGAGCAGCGAACAAGCCGACGACGCCAGCGUCGGUCGUAGCGUCGUCCACGUCGCCACCUGGUUCGGUUCCCCUGGACCUCAGCGUCCGGAAAUCGCCGGCGCACCAGGACGAGAAGGAGAACAGGGUGUCGCCCGCGCCCUCGUCGUUGCCUCCGCCGCCGGGCAGCCCGAGAUCCAGAGGAAGCGGCAGUCCCAGGGCAAGGUCGAUCGCUUCCACUCCGACAACGGUUGGCACUGUCCCACCACCCCCGCCGACAGAGCUGGCUCUGAGAUUAGCGGAGCUGCCUCCGCCCACUGUUCCCGGAGUCCUUGUCAAACAAGGCGUCUCCAGGUGUAAGGAGUGCAACAUCGUUUUCUGCCGUCACGAGAACUUCGUCGCGCACAAGAAACACUACUGCCAAGCAAGGGAGACGACCGUCGGCAACAGUCCACCGCCACCGGGCACACCUUCGCCCCCUUUGGUCCAGUUGAUAUGCGCAGCCUGCGGCAUAAAGUUCGCCUCCAUGGACAACCUGGUGGCCCAUCAAGCGUUCUACUGUCCCAAGAGGCCGGAACCGCAGGAACAUCAUUCGAGAUGCACCAAAUGCAAGGCUGUCGUCGAGCCUGGAUCCACCCACGCGUGCAACAGUGGAACAACCGGAGGUUGGAGAUGUCCCGUCUGCGGUGCGGUGAGUCCCACGGCGGGUGCUGCGCAGCGUCACAUGGACGCUCAUCAGGGUGUGAAGGCUUUCAGAUGCACGAUCUGUCGCUACAAGGGUAACACGUUGCGCGGCAUGAGAACGCAUAUAAAAAUGCACUUUGAGAAGCGAGGAACCGACCUGCAGGAGGAGAAUUACAUAACGUGCGUACUGGACGACGAAACGGUGCUGCCGACACCGGAACCGGCUCCGGCCACGACGCCGGAAGACGUUCCCGCGGAAGUGCAGGUGAACGGCAAGACCGAGGUGCGGAAGAGCAGUCCCCAGCCUCCGCCACCCCCGCCACCGCCAACGGUGACGAACAAGGUGAAGCAAGAACGAGAGGACACGCCACCGCCCGAAGAGAGCCUGGAUCCCAACAAGAGCGGGCCCAGAUACUGUCGAUCGUGCGACAUCAGCUUCAACUAUCUGAGCACGUUCUUAGCGCACAAGAAGUUUUACUGCUCGAGCCACGCCGGCGAGGCGAGCAACAACAACAACAACAACAAUAACAACAACAACUCGAGCAGCCACGCCACGCCACCGCCGAGUGGCAGGACUGAAGCAUCUGUACUUUAAGGACUUUCGUGAUCCGAGGCGUCCGUUAAUUGUUGCCAGUUUAUAUAAUAGAAUUAUCGACUAUUCGUUUUAGUUGACUACCGAUGUGUGAAUUCUGUUGAUCCAGGGAAUUGUUUGUACUUAUAAGUUGAUUCAUCCGACGUGUACAUACGUGUGCGUGAACAGAAGGGCUGGGCCAAGGACGAGCCGAGAUCCUUGGCAGCCGUCCGUCAGACGGUCGUGGCAGCGUUCUUCUUUUGGUGGUACACGCUUUGGAACGAGGACGAGCAAUCGGAGAGGAGGAGAUGUUCGAAGUUAUACCAAAGUGAGGCUGCCAAAUUAGAUACACCUGGCGUGCGAUUCCGAGUAGUUGGUCUUAAACGCGCUACGGCCGGCUGUUACGAAGGUGUGCAAUCUCAUGAUUCUUCAAUAAUCUCAUAGCUCUAACUAAUUAAUCGACAUACCUAGGGAAUUAUGGAUAAUAAGAGAUGAAUGUAAAAUGUUGUACAGUAGAUGAGUAGAGUAUUACCGGAACGAUAGCAAUUAUCCCGAAUGAUACCAAUCUCAAGCUUGUGAAAACGUUCGCGUUUUCAAAAGUUGCAAUAUCACAUUUAAUAUGGAUAAAAAAAAAAA